Molecule: messenger RNA, 1053 nt
Organism: Colletotrichum paranaense
Lineage: Eukaryota; Fungi; Ascomycota; Sordariomycetes; Glomerellales; Glomerellaceae
Product: alcohol dehydrogenase
Exons: 4
Coding region: 1-1053 (350 amino acids)
Molecular function (GO): oxidoreductase activity
Source: RefSeq, a predicted model, not a curated record
AUGGCGAUACCUGCAACAUACUCGGUGUUCCGCCGCACCAACGGCGACUUCCCUAGAACUAUCGAGAUGUCUACCGAGACUAUGCCGAGCAGUCUUGACCAACACGACGUCCUGAUUAAGAUUCACGCCGUGUCUCUUAAUUACCGAGAUGUUGCGUUCCUUGUUGGUUCGAUACCUGUCGAAAUCGAGGAUCGCGGCAUCCCUUGCUCCGACUGUGCCGCUGAGGUAAUUCGUACCGGUCCGGCCGUCACCGAGUUUGCUGCUGGGGACCGUGUCUCUGCUAUAUUUGAUCUGAAUCAUAUUGACCGGCGCGACGACAACGUCAGCUUGGCUCUCGGCGGCAAUGUCUCUGGCGUUUUACGAGAAUACGCAGUCUUCGAGGAUAAGUACUUGGUCAAGCUCCCAAAGCACCUUACUUGGGAAGAGGGGUCCAUGUUAGCCUGUGCUGGUGUCACGGCUUGGAAUGCCCUAGGCGCUCCAACUUCGUUACCCUCAACUUGCAGCGCGUUCUUGCAAGGCACCGGCGGUGUCAGCAUGUUCGCCCUCACCAUUUGCCUUGCCGCCGGUAUUGAGCCCAUCAUCACUUCUUCAACAAACGAGAAGAUCGAAUCCAUCAAAAGUUUCAACUCCAAAGUUCAUGGAAUUAACUACAAAACAACUAGCGAUUUGCAACAAGAAGUACGGCGCAUCACAAACGGAAGAGGCGUCGACGUUGUCCUGAACAAUGCCGGUCCUUCGAGCGUCGCUGAGGAUAUCCAACUCUUGACUCAGUGGGAGGGUACCAUCUCACUUGUUGGGGUGAUGAAUGGAUACGAAGCCGGCUGGAAUCCCUCUGCCAUAUUGGGCCUUCUAGAGAAGUCAGCUAAGAUACAGGGUAUCAGAGUAGGUUCCAGGAAAGACUUCCAGCAGUUGAAUCAGUUUUUGGAGGAGAAGAAUGUCACCCUGACACACCUCCUUGACCGGGUCUUCCCAUUUAGCGAGUCUGCCGCCGCGUUCGAAUACCUACGACUUGGGAAGCAUGUCGGCAAGAUCGUCGUCCAGGUGGCGGCCUAA